UUUCUCCUCUCGGGCAAUCAAUGGAUUUACUCUGAUUUGAAGAGCGUCCGGAGCCGUCUCGACUGUUGCUGUUGUUGUGGUUGUAAAGAGCGGAAAAGAAAGAAAGAAAGCCAUAGGAAAGGGUGAUGUUUGCUUUGCACAGGGUUCGUCAGUUUCGCGUCUUAUCCGCACUGGUUAUCGGUUCGAUUGUGUGUUGCGCGAAAAGCGUCAAUGAACCGGGCAACAUGUCUUUCGUGAAGGAGACGGUGGAUAAACUACUGAAGGGAUAUGAUAUCCGACUGAGGCCGGACUUUGGAGGGGCCCCUGUUGCAGUCGGGAUGAGCAUAGACGUGGCCAGCAUAGACAUGGUGUCAGAAGUCAACAUGGACUACACAUUGACCAUGUAUUUCCAACAGUACUGGCGGGACAAGCGUCUAGCCUACAUAGGAAUCCCCCUCAACUUGACCCUGGAUAACAGGGUUGCAGACCAGCUCUGGGUCCCUGACACCUACUUCCUCAACGACAAAAAGUCUUUCGUCCACGGAGUCACCGUCAAAAACCGCAUGAUCCGCCUGCAUCCAGAUGGAACCGUUCUUUACGGCCUCAGGAUAACUACAACAGCAGCGUGUAUGAUGGACCUUAGGAGGUAUCCCCUGGAUGAACAGAACUGCACUCUGGAGAUAGAGAGCUAUGGCUACACCACAGACGACAUCGAGUUUUACUGGAAAGGAGGCGACACGGCUGUAACGGGGGUGACGCGGAUCGAGUUGCCUCAGUUCUCCAUUGUCGAUUACAAGCUGGUGUCCAGAAACGUAGUCUUUUCCACAGGUGCCUACCCUCGACUGUCUCUGAGCUUCAAGCUAAAGAGGAACAUCGGCUACUUCAUCCUGCAGACGUACAUGCCAUCGAUCUUGAUUACCAUCCUCUCCUGGGUCUCCUUCUGGAUAAAUUACGACGCGUCAGCAGCCAGAGUGGCUCUAGGGAUCACCACGGUGCUGACAAUGACCACUAUCAACACCCACUUGAGAGAGACGCUGCCCAAGAUCCCCUACGUCAAGGCCAUCGACAUGUACCUGAUGGGCUGCUUCGUCAUGGUCUUCCUGGCCCUGCUGGAGUACGCCUUUGUCAACUACAUCUUCUUCGGGAGGGGUCCCCAGAUGCAGAAGAAGCUAGCGGAGAAGGCAGAGAAAGCCAACAAUGAGAGGGCAGCCAAGUACGACGCUGCAAGGGCGGAACCGCACGGGCAUGGGAACAUCCUGCUAACCACCCUGGAGAUCCAUAACGAGGUGGCGGGGGGCGAGAUCACCACCAGCUUGGCGGACAUUAGGAACUCUCAGUCCAUGGUGCAGUUGGACAGCACGGCCUCGUCGCACAUCCAGUACCGCAAGCAGAGCGGCGGGAUCGGCCCACGCUCCACCAGCAAGCACUCCCUGGACCGGGCCGCUCAGCUGAAACGCAGCCGUCUGCGGAGGCGGUCCUCGCAGCUCAAAAUCAAAAUCCCCGACCUGACGGAUGUGAACGCCAUCGACCGCUGGUCACGGAUCAUCUUCCCUUCUGUUUUCUCACUGUUCAACCUUGUCUACUGGCUCUACUAUGUCUGAUUGGACUGUUUUGUUGAGAUGUUUGUUGUUGCUUGUUUGAUUUUUUUCCUUCAUUUUGUUUCUUUCUCUUCCUUUUUUCCUGUUGCUUUUAUACAUGAUCAAAUCUAUCGAGUUAAAGACUGCAACCCUUCAAGACAAAAAAAACAACAGACUGAGAAAGGACCAAGUUCUUGUCAAAAUUGUUUUUAUAUUUGCAGUCUUUGAAUUUUAGUACCAAGGUCUUUUUAUUUUCAAAAGUAUGUACUGUAAUUGGGACUUGUGACAGUCAUUUCCCAACAUUUGCCCUUUCAGUAAUGUGUAAAUAGAGAGAUACAAAGCCAGCAAUUGAAUAAAUAAUACAGAAUUAGCAAAAAACAAACAAUAGCAGUUAACGCAAUGAUUUUUCUAAUAACAAAAACUUUAUACUACACAGGUGGUCAGAUAAAUGCAGGCAAUUCCUAAAAGUCCAUUAAACAAACUAAUGUAUGUUUGACUGGUACCAUAUGCACUACUAAUGCAUGUAAUGAUCAACCAUAGUGAAGAAAUUACUCCUUUUUUGCCUUGGAUUAUGUCACAACUUUACAGAAGACUCUGUUGAUGUGUAUUUGUUUAUAGCGUUAAUAAUAUACAGAAUACUUGCUAUUAACCAUGUCAUUUGCUGAUCUGGUAAAACUUUGCCCAAAAAUAAUAAUUUAAAGUUGAGGAUUUUAUCCUCUGUUCAGGAUGAUUGUGACUCAGGUUCUGAAUCUUUUGCUAUUUGACAUCUUCUUCUUGACGAAGAAAAGUGUCACUGAUCCUUUUUGGUAACUUGAUAAGGAAAAGAAAGCACAAAUACGAAUAAAACUGCCAUUUUUUCACUUCUACCUACUGGUAACAGCGCUCAAGUGAUAGCAUGACAGAAUUGCACUCAAAUUUAUCAAACUUCUUCUAAAAAAUGGUCUUACUUUCAUUUAAAACAACUGCCAAGGGCCUUUUGGGCGACACGGUUACUUAACCCAUGAAAUAUUAUAAUAUUUUUGUACUCUGUGUCUUCAGGUAUUCCUUUGACUUUCCUAACCCGUCUUUUUUUCUUUGCUCAACACUAACUGUGUUAUGGUGAGGAAUGAAAUCCAUUUUUUUGUAUAUAAGUACAUAUGUGUAUAUACAUAAAUGUAUAUAUAUAUACUGUGUGUACAACCCAAAAUGAAAUUGAUCUGAGAAUUUUGUGAUUGUCAUACUGGCUAUUAAA
This is a messenger RNA of Perca flavescens (yellow perch), 2787 nucleotides long. Its product is annotated as gamma-aminobutyric acid receptor subunit beta-3. The record is from RefSeq and is a predicted model, not a curated record. Gene Ontology annotation, molecular function: extracellular ligand-gated monoatomic ion channel activity; GABA-A receptor activity. Gene Ontology annotation, cellular component: membrane. The transcript is spliced from 9 exons. The coding region runs from base 126 to 1580 and encodes 484 amino acids. NCBI's taxonomy places the organism in Eukaryota, Metazoa, Chordata, Actinopteri, Perciformes, Percidae. Gene Ontology annotation, biological process: monoatomic ion transmembrane transport.